Molecule: messenger RNA, 686 nt
Organism: Nicotiana tabacum (common tobacco)
Lineage: Eukaryota; Viridiplantae; Streptophyta; Magnoliopsida; Solanales; Solanaceae
Source: RefSeq, a predicted model, not a curated record
CAUUAUCCCACGACUGCUCGUGGUCUCAAACGUGCUCUUCCAACUGAAAAAUCUCAAAUUUAUAUACACAUCUAUAACUCCAUGAUUUAUGUGCUUUAUAUUUUCAAAACCUUUUCAACUUCAUAUUUCAUCUACUACAGUCUGAUUGCAAUUACUUUGCAAGUAUGGCCACACAAAUUCAUGAUAUCAAACAAAUAUCAUCCAACUCGAUGCAAUGGAAUCUCAAAGUCAGAGUGGUUCGAAUGUGGAUAAUGCCGGAUUGCUUUAACCCGCAAAUACCGUUUUCAAUUGAAUUGGUUUUACAGGAUUCUAAGGGUGAUCGUAUACAUGCUACAAUCGGAAAGUAUGUUCUUAAGUUUUUUAGGAACAAGAUACAUGAACUUCGCUUAUAUCGUAUGAACUACUUUGUAGUCGGACCAAAUAAUUUGAAGUUGAGGACUACGACACACAAGUUGAAGCUGACAUUUACUCAAAAGACAUUUGUCGAGGAAACAAAUGAUCCUUCAUUUCAUAUGAACAUCUUUAACUUGCGCCCUUUUCACCAACUAACAAAUGAACAUGAUGUCGAUGAGACAGAAUUACUCGAUGUUGUUGGUCAGAUUGUGACCUAUGAAGAUGUUAAGACCUACAAUCAGGGAGACGAUCAAAGUUUCCUUAUUAAUGUUGUACUCGAAGAUGAUCAGUAA